GCACUAUUGCAUUUGCAGCAACUCUUAGGAAAAAACAAAUUUUAACAGCUGAUUAAAUGUUACUACUACCUUUCACUAAUCCCUUCCCAUGUAGCGAGGUGUACUAGUAUAUUUAUGCUGCUGCUGCUGCAAAAACAAUCAUGAUGAUUAUCCUGUUGCUGUAACUUUCUUUUCUUGUUGGGGUUUGUGUUACUGUCUUGAGCAGUUUUCUUAAUUGUCCUCCACCCACCACCCUCUCCAUCUGCCUCACCCCCUCAAGAGAGAUCAAGAAAGAAAGAGAGGAGGCAAGGGGGUCAGGUCACCAGCUUGGAUGUAUUUAGUAGGGGUCAUUUUCUGAGUUGCAUUUGUUGUUGGGACCUUUUCUGGGGGGUUAUUAAGAGGAGUGUUUGUUGAACUGGUCAGCUAUAUUUGUUUUUUCCUAGUUAUGGUUUUGUAGUUUUCCUCAGAGUUUCUUUCUCUCCUGGCACUGAAUGAGAUGGGCACUUGUUCUUCGCUAAGGAGGAAUAAUAGGAGAGAGUUUUCGGCAGCUCUUGUUCUUGAUCCUUUUCUUCUGCUGCUGCUCCUCUUCUUCUUCCAGCUUGUCUUUUUCUCCCAAAGGUCUCUGGCUGAUAAUUCAGCUAGCUUGAAUGUGACAAAAUAUAGACAAGUCAGUAGCUUGAGAUUGGCUAGGAUUGAAAGGCAUUUGAAGAAGAUCAACAAGCCUGCCGUCUACACCAUCGAGAGCCCAGAUGGUGAUAUCAUCGAUUGUGUUCAUAAGAGAAAACAGCCAGCUCUAGAUCAUCCACUUCUCAAGAAUCACAAGAUCCAGAGAGUUCCACCAGAAAUGCCUAAGGCGAAAAUGAUGAAAACAGAUGGGGUGAGAGACACAAAUACUAGUAGUAGUGGUACAAGAGGGCGAGCUUGGCAAUAUUGGCAUCAUAGUGGACAAAGAUGCCCCAAAGGAACUGUUCCAAUUAGGCGGAGCUCGGUGAAUGAUGUGCUGAGAGCCAAAUCUUUGUAUGAUUUUGGGAAGAAACAACGUAAGAUGUCACUCGCUAGGCAAGUUGAUGCCCCAGAUGUUGUGAGUGGCAAUGGCCACGAGCACGCAAUAGCAUACACCGGAACGUCUCAAGAGGUGUACGGAGCAAAAGCGACAAUAAACGUGUGGGACCCGACAAUCGAAGUGGUCAACGAGUUCAGUCUAUCCCAGAUUUGGGUGCUUUCUGGAUCUUUCGACGGCUCAGAUCUCAACAGCAUAGAAGCCGGCUGGCAGGUUAGUCCGGAGCUUUAUGGUGACAGCAGGCCCAGAUUAUUCACUUAUUGGACGAGUGAUGCAUACCAGGCAACCGGAUGCUACAACCUUCUCUGCUCAGGAUUUGUGCAGACAAAUAGUAGGAUUGCCAUUGGUGCUGCCAUUUCUCCUAUCUCCUUAGCUAAUGCCAAUCAAUAUGACAUCACUAUACUCAUUUGGAAGGACCCAAAGCUAGGGAAUUGGUGGAUGGGUUUUGGUGACAACACAUUGGUAGGUUACUGGCCAACUGAACUAUUCACACACUUAGCAGACAGGGCGACCAUGGUGGAGUGGGGAGGUGAGGUGGUCAAUUCAAGGCCAAAUGGAGAACACACAUCCACCCAAAUGGGCUCGGGUCAUUUUGCAGAUGAAGGUUUUGGGAAAGCAAGUUAUUUUCGAAACCUGGAGGUUGUGGAUUCAGACAACAGUCUGAGCUCAGCCCAAGCCAUUUCAACACUGGCUGAGAAUAGCAACUGCUACAAUAUCAGGAGCUCCAACAACAACGAAUGGGGCACUAAUUUUUACUAUGGAGGCCCGGGGAGAAAUUCUCUGUGUUAUUGAUGGAUCAUCAUCAAUUUCAGCAAAUUAAAAGUCCAUAUCAGCCAAUAUUAUUUUUUUUUAUAUAUAUAUAAUAGGUCGUAGAAUCAGCAAUUAUGCUAUUUCCAACCAUGUUUCUGCUAGCUAUUCAAUAUUAUUUUUGUCUGUUGUGUUUUUGUCUUAUGUUUUGAGAGAAAUGUACGUAUUAAAUAAGACAAAAGCAUUAAACAUGCAAGGAAAUAGCAUUAUUCUGUUAGAGAUUUCUGUAA
Coffea eugenioides is the source of this 2076-nucleotide messenger RNA. RefSeq lists its product as uncharacterized. Bases 476 to 1831 code for a protein of 451 amino acids. The transcript has 7 exons. NCBI's taxonomy places the organism in Eukaryota, Viridiplantae, Streptophyta, Magnoliopsida, Gentianales, Rubiaceae. The record is from RefSeq and is a predicted model, not a curated record.